Molecule: messenger RNA, 1906 nt
Organism: Prunus dulcis (almond)
Lineage: Eukaryota; Viridiplantae; Streptophyta; Magnoliopsida; Rosales; Rosaceae
Product: probable polyamine transporter At3g19553
Exons: 3
Coding region: 247-1764 (505 amino acids)
Biological process (GO): transmembrane transport
Cellular component (GO): membrane
Molecular function (GO): transmembrane transporter activity
Source: RefSeq, a predicted model, not a curated record
CAAAGAUUAGACUCGCCCACAAAUGAAGGAUCCAAUUUCACCACUUCUGUGGAAGGAAGUGGCUUUAGUUUCUUCCAAGAAGCAAAAUAGAAGAGAGGGUUCAUUGAUCCAAUCCAACACGUCUAUUGUGAAAAUCAUGCCACACCCAAUUUGGCAAAUCCUUCAAAACAGGCAUAACCCAGUUCAUUGAAUCCAUUAGGCUGCUUGGUAUUGGAGUUCAUAUAUUUUUCCCUCUGCUGUCUGUGGAUGGCUGAAGAGGGAAUAGUCAGUGAUGAUACAAAGAACACAGCCGCAAAACCAAACCCAAAGUUGACACUUUUGCCUCUUAUAGCUCUAAUUUUCUAUGAGGUUUCUGGGGGCCCUUUUGGUGUAGAGGAUUCAGUCAGGGCUGGGGGUGGCCCUCUUUUGUCUUUGCUUGGUUUCUUGGUGUUUCCCUUGUUUUGGAGCAUCCCAGAAGCUUUAGUGACAGCUGAGCUUGCCACAAGCUUCCCUGAAAAUGGUGGAUAUGUGCUCUGGAUAUCAGCAGCUUUUGGGCCUUUCUGGGGUUUCCAAGAGGGCUUUUGGAAAUGGUUUAGUGGGGUUAUGGACAACGCUCUUUACCCUGUCCUAUUCCUGGAUUACUUGAAGCAUUCAUUUCCCAUCUUCAACCGGUUGAUAGCUCGAAUUCCAGCUCUUUUGGGAAUAACAUUCUCAUUGACAUACUUGAACUACCGUGGACUACACAUUGUCGGGUUCUCUGCUGUUUCCCUUGCGAUUUUCUCACUUUGCCCGUUUCUUGUAAUGGCGAUUCUUUCGAUUCCCAGAAUAAGGGUGAAGCAGUGGCUAGUUGUGGACUUUAAGAAGGUGGAUUGGAGGGGAUACUUCAAUAGUAUGUUUUGGAAUCUGAACUAUUGGGAUAAGGCAAGUACCCUUGCAGGGGAGGUUGAAAAUCCAAGUAAGACAUUUCCAAAGGCUCUUCUCGGGGCUGUAGUUGUGGUGGUUUCUUCAUAUUUGAUCCCACUUCUUGCUGGAACAGGAGCUUUAAACUCUGCCUCUAGUGACUGGACUGAUGGGUACUUUGCAGAAGUUGGGAUGUUAAUAGGUGGCUUUUGGCUUAAGUGGUGGAUUCAAGCAGCUGCUGCAAUGUCUAACAUGGGGUUGUUUGAAGCAGAAAUGAGCAGUGAUGCCUUUCAACUUCUUGGGAUGAGUGAGAUGGGAAUGCUUCCGGCUAUAUUUGCUUCAAGGUCAAAGUAUGGAACACCUACUGUUAGCAUUUUGUGCUCUGCUACCGGAGUUAUCUUCUUGUCGUGGAUGAGUUUUCAGGAGAUCUUGGAAUUUCUUAAUUUCUUAUAUGCUAUAGGAAUGCUUCUUGAAUUUGCAGCUUUUAUAAAAUUGAGAGUAAAGAAGCCAGACCUUCAUCGACCUUACAAAGUCCCCUUCCAAACAUUUGGGGCAACAAUGCUUUGCCUGCCUCCUGCAUUGUUGCUUGUUCUUGUUAUGUGCUUGGCUUCUCUAAGGACUUUCUUUGUAAGUGGUUGUGUAAUCAUUGCUGGGGUUUUGUUGUACCCUCUUUUAGUUCAUGCAAAGGAUAGGAAGUGGGCACAUUUUGAUGCAGAACAACCUGCUGAGCCUCCCCUUAACUGUCCGGCUGGCCAUUCAUCGGCUUUGCAGUUGCAUCCAGAAGAUGCAGAUGAGGCUUCAGUUGGCCUUCUCACAGACUUGUCACCUGAUACAGAACAAGAACCCUCCAAAUUGAGGUCAGAAGAAGUCUUGAAAUUAGAGUAGCCAGUCUUUUUCAUACCAACUUUCACUGGUUUGCAAAGCUAUAAACGAAUGUAUAAUUCUUUACCAUAUAAGUUGUAAUUCUAAUACUAUGUGUUUGAAGCUGUAAUUCUUUUUGUUAUGUGUUUGAAGUUAUUUUGAUGUU